GCGUCAAAAUUGUUUGUGUCGCGGCGGCAGCUACACGCCAGCGAGAUGGAGGUGCCCGUGUUGUCCUUGCCCCAGGCUGUUCUCGACCAGCUCGUCCAGCACCUGGAGCCACAGUUGGCUCUGGGGAAGGACUGGAAGGGGUUGGCGGGAGUGAUCGGGUUCAACGCGCGGCACACUGCCUUCAUCGCGGCUCGUAAGUCGGACUCUACGCGUACGCUGCUGAUAGCGUGGGGCCAGUCCGGAAGAAGCACCGUGGAGAAGCUGGUUCUCGCACUACUCUGCCUGGGGCGCGAAGACUGCAUUCGUAUUCUCCAGUCAUCCUUACCAGGUGUGUUUCUAUACCCAGAUGUGGAUGCUGCUAGCUUGUUCUGACUACGUACGUGUGUUUGCCAUCUGUGUUGUACUGCUCCCUCUGUCCCAAUUCUACCAGGUCUGGACCUCACUCAGCUGAGGGCCACAGCUGCUCGAAUCAAGGACAACUACACUGAGAGAGAUAGAGUGUUUCCACCAUUUGGGGACGACUACAUCAUCUGCAGUGAUGGCUGGCCCACUGCAACAGUCCAGUCACCACCAACCCACAUGACUUCAGAGCCUCUGCGGCGGGAGAGCCUGUCUGCCACACCUCCUCUUUCAUCUCAAGAGGAUGUUCCCCUCUUUAUACAGCGAGAGACUAGACCUGCUCGUUCGCCCGAAGAGGAAGCCCCUUCCCUCUCUGUUCAUCCCAGCGAGGCCACAGAUGUGGUCCCCUCCAAAGAGAAGGUCUUCAUCUCGUACUAUCCUGAGUCCAGCACCAGAUCUUCUAUGGCCAGUCUUGUGGGGGAUCUGGAGCAGUGUUGGUCUCAGUGUUCAUUACGCCAACGAUCGAGAGAUGAUGGAUGCCGAGUUCAAGACAACUGCCUUUGCUCGCUGCUUCAACAUUGUCGUGUUUGUCACUCCACGCUACCUCAGUGAGUACCAGCAGCUGGACGCUAAUCCUUCUCUCCCCUCAUCAUACCUCAAGAUUGACCGGACAAUGAUCCGCAACAUCUUUUUCAACGAACAGAAGCGGCUAAUUCUGGUGUCCCUGGAUGAGUACAUGAACCAGCGCUGUGUUCCAUCUCUCUACCAGGCUCUUCGGCUGUACCACUAUCCCUCACAGCUCACCGACUUGCGCCACUGCGUCACUGACGUCCCGAAAUUUAUUGCUCCACCUCCAAGACCAAAGAUAUCCGUGGAGCCAACCAAAAUCUUCUUUCCUCAUGAAGUGGCAGCUUAUGAAGCUCGGCAGAGUGCUCCCUUGCCCAUAAAAUUACAGCCUCGUUCACAGAGACGAUCUGUUCAGCCCAUCAGAAUUGCACCUCCUCCUCAGAGCCCUCCCAAGAAAUCCUUGUUCGGAAGAAUGUUCAAGAAACGAUGAACGUGUCCUUCGUGUGCGUGUGUGUGUGUCAUGUGGUGUGGUUUGUGUACUCGUGUGAUGAUUGUUUUCUCCGGAUGUGGUGUUUCACAUUCGC
Molecule: messenger RNA, 1490 nt
Organism: Geodia barretti
Lineage: Eukaryota; Metazoa; Porifera; Demospongiae; Tetractinellida; Geodiidae
Source: the annotation of a GenBank genome assembly